Armigeres subalbatus is the source of this 979-nucleotide messenger RNA. It is a transcript of the gene Sbds, whose product is annotated as ribosome maturation protein SBDS. Gene Ontology annotation, biological process: cytosolic ribosome assembly; ribosome biogenesis. Bases 124 to 882 code for a protein of 252 amino acids. The transcript has a single exon. Lineage: Eukaryota; Metazoa; Arthropoda; Insecta; Diptera; Culicidae. The record is from RefSeq and is a predicted model, not a curated record.
UGCGAAGGAGUAGUAGGAGGCGGAGUGAAGAAUCUGUCAAAUAGAGGUUCAAAACAAAACGGACAAUAAAUUGCAUCGCAAAUCGCGUUCUUCUCACACCCAGUGAAAACGUGAAACAUCAGGAUGCCGAAAAUAUUUACCCCCACGAAUCAAAUCCGGCUCACGAAUGUGGCCGUAGUGCGGAUCAAAAAAGGUGGCAAACGAUUCGAAAUAGCUUGCUACAAAAACAAAGUGGUAUCGUGGCGAACCGGAGCGGAAAAGGACCUGGACGAAGUGCUGCAAACCGGAUCAGUAUUCACAAACGUUUCCAAGGGUGAGGUGGCCAAAAAAGAAGAUCUGCUGAAAGCAUUUGGAAAGGAUGAUGUCAUCGAAAUUUGCAAGGAAAUUCUGACCAAGGGUGAGUUGCAGAUAUCCGAAAAGGAGCGACACGACCAGCUGGAAUCAAUGUUCAAGGAAAUUGCUACCAAUGUGGCCGACCGUUGCGUCAAUCCGGAAACGAAGCGACCCUACCCGGUUUCUAUCAUCGAAAAAUCCAUGAAGGAUAUUCACUAUUCGAUCAAGCCGAAUCGAAAUGCGAAGCAGCAAGCACUCGAGGUGAUAAAACUGCUACAGGAGACAAUUCCGCUUGAGAGAGCCAAGAUGCGUUUGAAGGUCACGCUACCGGGGAAGGAUGCCAAGCGGCUGAAGGACAAGGUCACCAAGCUGUGCUCCCCGGUGGAAGCUGAGGACUGGGAAGGGGAUAAGCUGGUGCUGACUUGUUUGAUCAAUCCGGGCCACUAUCGGGAGAUGGACGAAAUCGUUCGGACGGACACGAAGGGGGCCGGAAAUUUGGAAGUGCUGAAUCUGAAGGAAAUUAAGGAGGGCGAGGAGGUUCUGGAGUAGAUGUGGAAAUUAAAUAUGUUCGUUUUUUUGUUGGAUUUGAAUAAAACUAUUUAAUACUGUAUUUUUCUGUUAUAUUUGAUAGCAGAGCAAAUGAUAA